Molecule: messenger RNA, 2026 nt
Organism: Paramecium sonneborni
Lineage: Eukaryota; Ciliophora; Oligohymenophorea; Peniculida; Parameciidae
Source: the annotation of a GenBank genome assembly
AUGAGUAUUAAAUCAAUAGGAAAUUACAUCCUUGGUAAAACUUUAGGAGAAGGAACCUUUGGAUAAGUCAGAUUAGGUUAGCAUACUAUUACAAAUGAGACUGUUGCAAUUAAGAUUUUAGAGAAAGAUAAAAUGAAAGAAGGAAUCGAUUAUGAAAGGAUUUCAAGGGAGAUUAAUUGUCUUAAGAAACUACGUCAUCCUAAUAUAAUAUAGAUAUAUGAAGUAAAGAUGACAAUUAUUUGAAGAUAGUUUAAACUGUACACUCUUUAUAUUUGAUUAUGGAAUAUGCACCUGGAGGAGAGUUAUUUGAAGUUAUAAUUAGAAAUUAAAGAUUAAAUGAAAAAGAAUCUGCAGAGUAUUUGAUGUAAAUUCUUUCAGGAGUUUAAUAUAUGCAUGACAAUUAUGUUAUGCAUAGGUACUUAUUUUAUUAAAUAUUAGAGAUCUAAAACCUGAGAAUUUACUAUUAGAUGAAAAUAACAAUAUCAAAAUUGUGGAUUUUGGUCUCUCAAAUUAAUUUUAGGAUGGCUAAUUACUUAAAACUGCAUGUGGCAGUCCUUGUUAUGCAGCACCAGAAAUGAUAGCUGGUAAAGAGUAUGAUCCAAAAUCUGCAGACACAUGGAGUUGUGGUGUUAUUCUUUAUGCAAUGGUUAAUGGAUAUCUACCUUUUGAAGAUAAUAACACUGCCUAACUAUAUAGAAAAAUUAUUUAAGGAGAAUAUGCUCCUCCAAAGUACAUGAGUCCUCUAUGUAAAGAUUUACUUGAAAAAAUAUUAUAAGUCGAUCCUCUCAAAAGGUACAAUAUUCAAUAAAUACUUAAACACUAUUGGAUUCAAACUUGCAUUACCAAUCCUAUUCUUACUCCAGGAUAUGGAGAAAUCAAUAUUUGCAAUGAGGUUUUACAAUAAUUGGCUACCUAUAAUUUCAAAUUACCUUAAGCUUAUGCCUAUUUAAAAGCCAAUAAACAUGAUCCUGUCACAACUACUUAUUAUUUAUUGUUAAAUAAAUAUUUACGAGAAAGAUAGUAGGAUAAAGAGGAAGCUUUUUAAUAUAAAUUAAUUUAAAUUCCUCCUCCUCAACAUCCUCAAGAAGCUAUCCUUAAAGAAACUUCUAAUAUUUAAUCUCAAAGAAUUAGUUAAGUUGACACUAAAGAAAAUAAAACUCCAUUGCGAAACACUCAAGAAUUAAAAUCAACUAAUUCUCUAAGAACUUUUAAUGAUCAAAAUUCUUAAUAAGAAAGAAUCUCAUAGGUACCAGAAACAUAAAAUUAACAUGAGGUUGAGGGUGCUAAUGAAAAUUUAUAACUUAAUCUAUCAUAAAUUAAUCCUGUGAAUAACAAUCAAUUUGAAAUCAAUCAGGAUUAACCAUAAGAAAUUGAUAUAAAUACAAGCAAUAACAUGAAUUAAUUGAAUGUUUCUACUUAGAUUCCCUUUGUUGAAAGACCCUCUAUUCAAACAUCUUUAAAUAAUACACCAAUUUACUAAUCGAAUGUUAAUUACAAUUAAUAUGAUUGUAGUUCUCGAGUAAGAUAGGUUUCACUUAGUGUUGAGAAAAAACCUGAAACCUUAUUUCCUACAGUAGAAUAAAUUAAAAUGAAAGCAUAAUAAUUUAAAUAAAGAGCCCUUGAAAAUUAAGAUCGUUCACCUGCUCCAUAAAAACCAAGAACGUUGAAAACUCCAUUAAGAUCUACUCUUUAUAGAGCUCCUAAUUUUAGUAAUAAUUAACACUCUUACGAAAGACCAUAAAGUCCUUUAAUUGUUGUAAGACAACAUGAAGGUCCAUAUCAUAUUAAUUAACUUGUUUUUAUAGAUCCAUAAAAAAUUACUCAAAAAAUUAUAACUCAUUUGUAAUCUUAAAAUUACGAUGUAAAAAGAAAUAAAUUUGAAUUAAAGAUAAGCAAAAAUGAUUUUUUGAUGAGUUUCACUAUGGCUCUUUUAUGUGAUUCUGUUUAUGUUAUAAAAUGCUCUAAAAUAUAAGGAGACUCAGAAGAAUAUGAAAAAAUUUAUAAAUAAAUAAUUAAGUUGAGAUGA